Cutaneotrichosporon cavernicola is the source of this 807-nucleotide messenger RNA. RefSeq lists its product as uncharacterized. The transcript has 7 exons. Bases 1 to 807 code for a protein of 268 amino acids. The record is from RefSeq and is a predicted model, not a curated record. Lineage: Eukaryota; Fungi; Basidiomycota; Tremellomycetes; Trichosporonales; Trichosporonaceae.
AUGUCGUACGCCGAAGUGGCCAAGGACAACAUCCCACCUGGGCAGAUGCCAGAGCCCAGUCAAGAGCUACGGGAUGGGCUACCGGCCGUCUCAGACACCGCGACCAAUCUGGAAUCUGACUCCAAAGACGACUGGGACAAGACCAAGGCCCAGGCCGAGAAGGACUGGGACGAGACCAAGGACAAGCUCGGGGACACUGUGGAUGAGGCCGGGAAGAAGAUUAACCGCGCUGCGGACGCGGCUGAGAAGAAGGCCCGCGAGCUCAAGAAGCGCGCCAACGCUGAGCUCGACGAGGCCGAGACUGCCAUGGCGGCGGCGUGGGCCAAGACCAAGGACGUCGUCCUCCGUCCGGGUACCCUCGGUGGCCUUAUGGGUGUCGUGAACGUUGGUCUCCUUGGUGGCAUGGGCUACUGGGCGUACAAGAACCGUAACAUCCCCUGGGACCGCCGCAACGUAACGGCCGCGGUUGCUGGUACCCUUGCUCUGUUCGGUGUCGAGGGCUUCCUUGCCGACUCUUACCUCGACACACCAGACGGUCAGGCAGAGGCUGAACGUGCCAAGCGGGAGGGUUCUCGACUCUAUCUCCAGACCAAGGAGGUUAUCCUUCGCCCAAACGUCGCUGGUGGGCUCGUUGGUAUCCUCAACAUUGGUGUUCUGGGCACUGUUGCUUACUUUGCUUAUCGGGAUUGGAACAAGCCCUGGGACCACCAGGUCGUUGCUGGUGUGACCGCUGGCCUCCUCGCUCUCAGCGGUAUUGAAGGCUACCUCGGCUCGCAAUAUGUCGAGAAGGAGCUCCCCAAGCACUAA